AUGUCUCCAAAGAACAAUGACCAUGGAGAAACGACCACCAACCUUGAUGAUCCUGCGAAGCCUGUGGGAUCAAACUUAAAGUCUGGUCCAUAUCUGAGUCCUCUAAAUUCACCUUCAAAGAACAAAAGAGUGUCUGUUGACAAAGAUCGUACGGUCGAAGCUUUCAACUCUCAUCUUCUUAGUCCUCCAUCAAGUCCGCCUCAACAAUCGUCAGAAUUGGCGGCUGAUGAGAAGCAGGCGAAAGAGGACGCGAUUGACACUAUAACGUUGAAGGCUCUAUUAGGUCUCACAAACGGCCUGUGUGGAGCUUUCGCAAAAACAAAAGGGCGACCUUGUGAGCGUCGGUCACCAGCCCCCAACAAGGCCGCGGCCGCUUCUCAGCUUGAGUCGAUGGUAACACUCACUAAUUCUUCUGUGGAUCUUGAAGACAAGUUGAAUACGCUUGCUAGCCUUGUGCAUUGCAAAAGUCACGAUGCAGGCCUUCCAAAGAAGGAUCGAAUCGAAGCCUGGAAAAAGGCGUUUCCUAUUGGAGAAGUCACUGUUACCAAUCCAAUCAUUUUGGUUGAACAGCAAAUAAGACAACUCCUCGCUCUAAAACCACCUACCACUUGCUUUAGAGUAGUGGAGGACACGAACACGAAGUGCAAUCAGGGCAUUGGCGGCUUACGAGUCAAUCAUUGUACACUGACGAUUAAUGAUAUUAUCACUUCCAGGGCCUAUCUAAGUGACUCUCAUCUAGAAGGUCUGCUUGAAGUUCUUGAGAGAAGUAUGUACUGUCCCGCGCAUACAAAGGAGAAGAACCUUCACAUGUUGGCAUCCUGGAAGUCUAGCAUUGCAGGGUUUCUUGUGACGUUGCCCAAGAAAGAGAUAUCGGAGGAUUAUGGAGACCCUUCCGAAGAUUCAAGCACCGACAGCGAGCCCAAGAACCCUCUAUCCAACAAUAGCGGUAGUCUGAUAAAAAGCGAGAGAUUGUCAAUCCCUAACUUCGACCAAGACUUGAGCACCUAUUGGCCUGUCAUAUACAACACCUCGCCUUUCGAAAUAGUCGAGAGGAGCAAGAACCUUGCUGACCAUAGAUCUUCAUACCGCGUAAUCAAGCAAAGAAUUGAUAAACCACUGGUUCAUCCGCGCCAUGGUUAUAUCUAUAUGUACGAGGUUGAAGGAAACCCAGGAUUUGUCAAGAUUGGUUGCACGACUCAGUCGGUGGACAAGCGCCUCAAGGACUGGGAAUUUGAUUGCAACAGGGCCCCCAAAGUCCUGUAUCCGAUCCCUUCAAGCACUGCUGAACUUGUUCCGCAUGUUCGUCAUGUUGAGGCAUUGUGCCACGCGGAGUUAAAUCAUCGAAGAAUCAGGAUCCAUUGCCCCGGUUGCUUGAUACAGCAUCUAGAAUGGUUUGAAGUGUCAUCCAUGGAGGCCAUUAAGGUCAUUCAGAAGUGGAGCACUUGGAUGAAAACAGAGCCAUAUAAACCCCCGGCGUUAAGAAGUGGGCAGAAAUGGAUAUGCAAAAUAGAGGAGAUAGCCAGGUUGGAAAGGAUGGACAACUUUAUGGAUGAGGUAUCAGCAGCCAGCUGA
This is a messenger RNA of Fusarium venenatum, 1572 nucleotides long. RefSeq names its product T5orf172 domain-containing protein. The record is from RefSeq and is a predicted model, not a curated record. Lineage: Eukaryota; Fungi; Ascomycota; Sordariomycetes; Hypocreales; Nectriaceae.